Molecule: messenger RNA, 3453 nt
Organism: Chelmon rostratus (copperband butterflyfish)
Lineage: Eukaryota; Metazoa; Chordata; Actinopteri; Chaetodontiformes; Chaetodontidae
Gene: rbm25b
Product: RNA binding motif protein 25b
Exons: 17
Coding region: 161-2596 (811 amino acids)
Biological process (GO): regulation of alternative mRNA splicing, via spliceosome; mRNA processing
Cellular component (GO): spliceosomal complex
Molecular function (GO): mRNA binding
Source: RefSeq, a predicted model, not a curated record
AAAGCGCUUGCGUCAAUGUUUCAGAAGGCCCGUGACUAGCUACCGUGCUAAUCCAACAUUCUGAACGUGUCAAAGAUUUUCAUAAUUAAUGACCUUCUGAUAGCGGUUUUUAUCACUUUGUACGUGACCUAACUCGGGGUCGGUCCGAUUCACACCCACAAUGUCCUUCCCCCCUCAUUUAAACCGGCCGCUGUUGCCCCCACCAGGGAUGCCCCCUCAGUUUGCUGGCUUUCCCUCAGGAACCCCAAUGAUCCCAGUUCACGUGGGCAUCAUGACCUCCACCCCUACUGUAAUGGUACCGUCUGUGUCGGUGGUCAGUAAGCCUGCAGUCCCUAAGAAGGACCUUGCUGCUGUGCGAGUCAAAGACAGCGAUGAGAGCGGCCCCACUACCACAGUGUUCGUGGGGAACAUAUCAGAGAAAGCCUCAGACAUGCUGAUCAGACAGCUGCUGGCGAAAUGUGGAAUUGUUCUUAGCUGGAAAAGAGUCCAGGGAGCCUCUGGCAAGCUUCAAGCCUUUGGUUUUUGUGAGUAUAAGGAGCCAGAGUCCACGUUGCGAUCACUGCGCCUGCUUCAUGACCUGCAAAUUGGAGACAAAAAUCUGUUGGUGAAGGUAGAUGCGAAGACUAAAGCUCAGCUGGAUGAGUGGAAGGCCAAGAAGAAAACUGCGAAUGGGAAUAAGAAGGCUGAAGAAGGAGGAGAUGAUGAGGAAGAGGUUCUAGAUGAGGAGACAAAGAAGAAGGAUCAGAUCAUCAAAGGUGCUAUCGAUGGACUGAUGCGGGAAUAUGCUGCCGAACUCAACGCACCUUCACAGGAUGAAGACUCCCAGCGACGAAAGAGGAAAAAGGAGAAAAAAGAAGAGGACGACAUUAACACAAUUGAUAUGGAGGAGGACAAGAGAGACCUGAUUUCCAGAGAGAUUAGUAAAUUUCGUGACACUCACAAGAAACUAGAAGAAGAGAAGGACAAGAGGGAGAAGGAGCGGUUGGAGUUUGAACGGGAACGGAGGGAGCGGGAAAAAGAGCGAGAGCGGGAAAGAGAGCGACGGGACCGCGAGAGGGAGAAGGAGCGAGAGAGGGAGCGGGAGAGGGAAAGAGAGCGAGAACGGGAGAGAGACAAAGACCGCGACCGCAGGACCAGAGAAAGAGACCGAGACCGAGACCGAGACUGGGAGAGGGACAGAAGCCGUGACAGGAGCACCGAGCGCAGCCGAUCCAGAGAGAUGAGUCGAGACCGAGACAGAGAGAAAAAACGAGACCAAGAGGAUGAGGAGGAGGCGUAUGAACGCAGGAAGCUGGAGAGGAAACUCAGAGACAAGGAGGCAGCCUAUCAGGAGCGUCUAAAAAACUGGGAGCUCAGGGAGAGGAAGAAGGCUCGGGAUUACAGCAAGGAGUCCGAGAGGGAAGACGAGCGCCGCCGAGAAAUGGUGAAAGAGGGCAAACGGCUGAAAGAGUUUCUUGAAGACUAUGAUGAUGACAGAGAUGACCCCAAGUACUACAGGGGCAGUGCGCUGCAGAAGCGUCUCAGAGACCGAGAGAAGGAGAUGGAGGCGGACGAGCGUGACAGGAAGAGAGAGAAGGAGGAGCUGGAGGAGAUCAGACAGAGGCUGUUAGACGAGGGACAUCCAAAUCCAGACGCAGAGCUACGCAGGAUGGAGGAGGAAGAGGAGGAGCGUCUGAGACAACCUCCCAUCAUCCAGGAGCCGGAGCCUGAGGAGGAACGGGAACGCCACAGGCGUUCACGAGACCACCGGGGCCGACGACAGGACCAGGACAGACCAGAGGCCCGCUCACGGCCCGCCCACUCAGACGACGAGGUGGAGGAGGGAGAGGAAGACGAUUAUGAGAAUGACGAAGAUAACCCUGACACAAAACCGUGCUUGAAGCCCACAAUGCGGCCCAUCACAGCAGCACCCUCAGUGUCGUCGGCCAGCGGCAACGUGUCCCCCAAUACGCCCGGAGACGAGUCACCCAGCGGCAUCAUCAUCCCCCACGAAAACUCUCCCCCUGAGGCCCUGCCGCAGGAGGAACACCGGCCGAAGAUCGGCCUCAGUCUCAAACUGGGCGCCACAGGAAGCCCCAGUCAACCCAACGCAGGCAAGAGGAAGAAGCUGCCAGUGGACAGCGUCUUCGACAAGUUUGAUGACGAAGAGGCUGACGAACAGCCCCGCAAGAGGAAGCUCGUGCCUCUGGAUUACGACGAUGACAAAAGCCUUGGGGUGGACGGAGCCGGGCUCUCCAGCAUCAAGGGAGGCAACACCGAGGAGAAACGGAAACACAUCAAGAGUCUGAUAGAGAAGAUUCCCACAGCGAAGCCUGAGCUGUUCUCCUACCCGCUGGACUGGUCUAUGGUUGACACGACGUUAAUGGAACGACGUGUUCGGCCCUGGAUCAAUAAAAAGAUCAUUGAGUACAUCGGAGAGGAAGAGCCAACGUUAGUGGACUUUGUCUGCUCCAAGGUGAUGGCUCACAGUAUGCCACAGAGUAUCUUGGAUGAUGUUGCCAUGGUUCUGGAUGAAGAAGCUGAAGUCUUCAUAGUGAAGAUGUGGAGGUUACUCAUUUAUGAAACUGAAGCCAAGAAGAUCGGACUGGUGAAAUAAGCAAAACAAACCACUGACAGAAAGUUUUUUUUUUUCUUCGUACAUCAUGUUGAAUAGUGUAGCGCAAUCAUGUCACCCCUAACAAAGUGACUUGUUCACACCAGUGCAGACUGUAACUGCAGAGUCUGCUCAUUCUCACAUUUGCACCAGUUGUUCAGGUCACAUUAGUCAACUAUGUUCACCUCCCCUCUCUGUUUGCAGGUGCUGACUGUGUCGGUGUGCUUUUGUGUAAAUACAGUACGCCAUUAUUUGACUAUGAUGAAAUAAUUCUGAGAGGAAACUGCUGACAGAUACCCAGGACCAUUGCUGUGUUGCCAGAUAAGGCGUCUUGGUCCUGUACUUUUGUUUGUAUACAUGCCAACACACACUUUGUGGAAGGAGGCGCUGCAGGAUUUCAGUUAGCCAGUUUUGUGAACUUAAUUGUAAGCCUCUGAAGGUGUGAAAUCUGGCUUGCAGUUCAAUGAGGGUUAAGUGGACACAGAUUUUAAGUGUAUGCGUAACUACAAGGAUGUGCUAUUUUUUUUUUUUACAGGUUAUUUAUUCAGGGUUUUGGACACAACUCCUCUUAUUUCUGUCGAGUUGCUGCAUCUUCCUUUCUCAUCACAUUCCUGAUGAACGAUUUGGCAUGUUCUCAUCCUUGGACCAUCUCAAAAAGCACCGAGUUGUCAUUUGAAAUGUGUCUACACAGAAUAUCUUGGGUGGUGACAUCCCCGCAGCUGUAAAAGCACACACACGUCGUAACCACUAUAGGAACACAAGCUGAGAAUGGGGGAAAAAAAUAUGAUUUGAAGUUGUGAGAAUGCUCUCCAUUUGUUUUUGUAUUGGUGAACAUUUGAAUAAAAUUGAUUUUUAUAACA